Messenger RNA from Raphanus sativus (radish), 2318 nucleotides. RefSeq lists its product as uncharacterized. Bases 142 to 2142 code for a protein of 666 amino acids. The record is from RefSeq and is a predicted model, not a curated record. NCBI's taxonomy places the organism in Eukaryota, Viridiplantae, Streptophyta, Magnoliopsida, Brassicales, Brassicaceae. The transcript has a single exon.
GAACGAAUCUUUUCCCUAAGUCAGGUUUAGGGGUAACUUAGUAAUUCACAACGGAACACCACUUUAGUCUUGAAACUAUACCAUCUCCAAUGUCCAUGCCUACUUCACUCUCUCACAGUAAAAAAAAAAGAGAAGAUAACAAUGGCGGAAACUGAGAGACCCCACCGUUCUUCAAGUAUUAACAGUAGCAGCAACAGGAACGCUUCAUCCUCAACUUCCACUGAUUUAUUCAUCUGCUUCACAUCUCGCUUCUCUUCUUCUUCCUCCAUGCGCCUCUCUUCCCUCAGCCCAGCUCGCUCCGCCUGUCUCACCACCUCUCUCAGCCGUCGUCUCCGUACCAGCGGCAGCAUAAAGAACGCUUCGGCAGGAGUCCUCAACUCUCCGAUGUUCGGUAAUAACAACGGAGGACGGAAGAGAUCUGGAUCCGGCUACGAGAAUAACAACAGUAACAGUAACAGUAACAACAUAGAGCCGUCGUCUCCGAAGGUGACGUGUAUCGGUCAAGUGAGGGUGAAGACGAGGAAGCAUGUGAAGAAGAAGAUGAGAGCGAGAUCUAGGAGGAAAGGAGGCGGGGAGACGAGCACUAGCUUCAGGAGAUCGUCCUCCGACCAAAACGACAGGGGAGGGUGUCGUUUCGACGCGAGCGAGAACCGUUGGGUUCAUUUCCCCGUGACCAUCUGCGAGUCGUUGAGAUCGUUUGGCUCCGAGCUUAACUGCUUCUCCUCCCCGUGUAGAUCUUCUUGCACGGGCGAUAGAGACGGACGAAGGCGAGGUGAGAAUAAUAACUGUGGGGGAUGCAGUGGCGGCGGAUGCGGCGGAGGAGGAGGAAGCUCGUGCGGCGGGGUGUUCACGCGGUGGUUUGUGGCGGUUGAGGAGACGGGAGGGAAGAGGAGGGAGAUUGAGCUUGUGGUUGGUGGGGGAGGAGAAGAGGAGGCGGAGGAGGAUAGGAGGAGGAGGAGUCGCCGGAGACAUGUUUUCGAGGGGCUUGAUUUGAGAGAGAUUGAGAUGAAGACGGAGAGGGAGGAAGUUGGAGGGAUUAACAGCCUCUGUUCUCCGCCGAAGAAUGCUUUGCUGUUGAUGCGGUGUAGAUCUGAUCCGGUUAAGGUGGCGGCUUUAGCUAACCGGGUUCGAGAGAGGCAGAUGUCGCUUGAUGAUCGUGUGUAUGAAAGAGAAGAAGAGGAGGAGGAAGAAGAUGAGGAGAGGAGGAGGUUUGUGCUUGACUUGGAAGAUAAGAAGCGGAUCGAGUUGUGUGAGAAAUGGAUUUCUGGUGAGACUAUUGUCGAGAGAGAAGUUGUAGUUACAGAACCAGAAGGUCCUACACAGGAAGAACUUGUGGAGGAAGAAGAAGAAGCUUCGAAGAUACAGGAGGAAGAGAUUGAAGCUAUGAUUAUCAAACACAUCGAAGACGAUCUAAUAAACGCUAUUGAAGAAGAAGAAGAGGAACAAACGGCUGAGAUGGAAGAAGAAGAAGAAGAGGAGGAGGAGCUAGCUGCUGCCUCUGUGACACCAAACGUAGAAAGAUCCAACCAAGGAAACAGAGAACCCGACCCGAGUCCGGAAGUGAUGAUAAUGAGAGGAGGAGAUCAAGCACGUGAUGAAACAGCUGAGAAAGAGGAGAAGACGACGCCGUAUAAGGUGUUACCGGAUUGUCUGUUGCUAAUGAUGUGUGAGCCAAAGCUAUCGAUGGAAGUCUCCAAGGAGACUUGGGUCUGCUCCACAGAUUUCGUCAGAUGUCAACCGGGAAGACCUCCGGCCAAGAAGAUAACAGAACCUACCGGAGAACAUCAUCACCACCAUCAUCAACAACAACCGAAGAAACGAAUCGUUACCGCCGUUGAUUCCAACGCAUCCUCUCGCCGGCGUUCGGUCGAUAAACGACCUGUUCACCUACAGCCGCCGCGGUCGUCUUGCUCAUAUCCAGCGGCUCCGCCGUUAUUAACUGCGGCUGCGUCCGUCAGAGAGCAGAAGGUAGGCGGAGGUAAUAAGGCGUACGAGCCGCCAGUGUUGCCACGUUGCAAGUCGGAGCCGAGGAAGUCGGCUUCGAAGCUUGCUCCGGAAGCUUGUUUCUGGAAAAAUCGGAAGCUCGAGCCGCAUCCUCAAGCUUCUGUCGGAGUCGGCGGCGGCGCCGGAGUAGGGUUCUAGAAGAAAGGAUUGGGACUUGAGUGGGAAUAAGAGAAACUAUUUGGGGUGUAAUGGUAAUUUCAGAAUAUUAUUUGUCCUUGUUUGUAAAUUUGUUUUUGUUUUAGUCACAAUUAAUUUCUUGCGUUUAUGCUAAUGUUUUUUUUUCAUAAAAAUCAGUAUCCUUUUUAUGUCCGUUA